This is a messenger RNA of Hymenoscyphus albidus, 1476 nucleotides long. NCBI's taxonomy places the organism in Eukaryota, Fungi, Ascomycota, Leotiomycetes, Helotiales, Helotiaceae. The record is from the annotation of a GenBank genome assembly.
AUGAGCGACUUGCGCAGGAUAUAUGUUCCCGCAGUUUCGCUCCCACAACCUCUACCACCAAAAACCACCAUCAAGAUGGCAACACCCAACGCUAUCGCGAUGACAACAGAAGAAACUCUACUCCAACUACAUCAACUAGUCUCAGAACAAGAUGAAGAGCUCAAGGCAAUCCUAUCGCGUUUGCUGGCGCGUCUGAGCCCGCCAGACCUCAGUGACGUCGCGGUGGGACAACACUUCUGCAUUGAACUCAUCCAAGUCCUGAAGCAGCUUGGAAUCCUCAAGGAGAAUGUCCAGCAGGUAUGUAUCCUCCGCGACCAGCUUACUCGCUCUCAGGAAUUCCUCAGCGCAGAAAUUGCAACAAGAGGUGUUUUGCACGCGUCUUUGGAAGCAAGCCGCCAGGAGACUGCGUCUCUCAAAGACAAACUGGUACUUGCAGACAAUAAUUUACUGGCACUGCAAAGGAAGCACUGCGCGAUUCUUGAUGCUCUGAAAUACCCGUCACUUCAGGCAGAUGCAACCCACAAUGAUGAACAGACAUCCGAUCGGGCGCAGCUUUCUAAACUCGUUCAGCAGCUCGAAACUUCCGCGGAUGCACAUGCUCUCCAGGAUAAAGUCAAGAAUAUCUCCGCAGAUGCACAGUCGCUCCAGGAGAAGAUUACGAGCACUGCCAGACUCGGUCAGACACUCCGUGAACACAUCACAGCUGCCAAACAGGAUUCCGAAGAAUUGAGAACGAGCAGCAAGCAGGCUCGAGAAACCAUGGCUAAUGCGCUUGCUAUAUUCAAAACCGAGGUGGCCAACGCCACAAAGGCAGCAGAGGCAUCCCAGGCAAAACAUAACAGCGAAUUUCGGGAGCUCCAAAGUAAGCUCCAUGCAGCUGAACAGGAGAGAAACGAAGCAACUGCAAAAUACGCUGAAGCCGAGCGGAAAAUCGCAGAACUUACAGCAGAGAUUGAAAAGCUGAAAGUCCAGAAUGACGGACAGGAAAGCAGCACUGGCAAGAAGAGACGCAAUGUCAACCAGUCAGUCCGCAAUACUCCCGCGGCACCUAGCACAAAUGACAGCUGGUUGAACCAUACGAAAUACCGGAAGCGUGUCUGGGAAUAUUUCACCUUGGUCAAUAAUAGCGACAUAGCCUUCGUGGAAUACGCUCUUACCAGAAUCUUCAUUCCAACGCCGCCUCGCUUAUUAGGCAAGCAAUUUAUACAGGAUGCUGAGGAUCCUGUGAGCGUAUUCAAUCGCUACAGGAGGAGCUCAGAUGAGAGUGACAUGAAUCAUACAUGGCAAUGUCUCAAGAAAAUUGCUACUAACAGACAGAAGCCUCUGGAAAUUAUUGAGGGCAUCAGGCAAUGCAGAUAUUGUGAUGGCUCAGCUUAUUGUCUUCAGGUACGACAAGAGCAAGGAAGCAAGAUAGUCUGGCUACGGCUUGUUGGACCCGAAACCGAAGAGAGCAGGCAGCUGUUCCCAAGUGGUUGA